AUGGCAUCUCGAAAAGAGCUCGCUAGAGCAAUGAAGCGGCUCGGAGACGAGAUAAGAGCUUAUGACAAUGUCGAGAAUGAAACAUUCCUCUUCCUACGUCCCGUCAAUGACGAGGACCUACUACACUGGGAAGCUGUACUGAAGGGUCCGGCUGGAUCAGCGUACGAGGGUGGGCUUUGGCACCUCAGCAUUGAAAUCCCGCCAAAGUACCCUUUUGCGCCGCCGACUAUUAUCUUCACGAAUAAGAUCUUGCACCCGAACAUCGACUUCAACGAGGGCAAGAUUUGUCUCUCGGUCUUGACCUCUGAGCACUGGACUCCGGCUGGGAAUCUCGAGACCACACUCCGGGCUAUUCAGCAGUUGUUGACGGAUCCAAAUCCGGAUUCGCCCCUGAAUGUUGAGAUAUCGGUUCUACUGCGCAAGGGGGAUAUAGCUGGUUAUGAAAGUCUUGUGCGGUACUUGACUGAGGAGCAGCGGUGGGAGGAACCUCGGAACCCGAGACGGUGA
Molecule: messenger RNA, 507 nt
Organism: Penicillium digitatum Pd1
Lineage: Eukaryota; Fungi; Ascomycota; Eurotiomycetes; Eurotiales; Aspergillaceae
Gene: pex4
Product: putative ubiquitin conjugating enzyme (UbcJ)
Source: RefSeq, a predicted model, not a curated record